Blastomyces dermatitidis ER-3 is the source of this 1125-nucleotide messenger RNA. RefSeq lists its product as uncharacterized. Bases 91 to 1125 code for a protein of 344 amino acids. The record is from RefSeq and is a predicted model, not a curated record. NCBI's taxonomy places the organism in Eukaryota, Fungi, Ascomycota, Eurotiomycetes, Onygenales, Ajellomycetaceae. The transcript is spliced from 4 exons.
UAAACAUUGAGGCAACGAGACAUUCUUUGGAAACGGCAACGAGGCAGAGAGAAUUAUGGAAAUAUAGGGAGAUAUCUGCCGACCACAUCCAUGCCUGCGUUGGAAGCAAAUGUGUUAUUCAUUCAAGCUUUUCAAAGGGCUGCGAUCCGUCUCAUUCCUGACGCCGUUGGUGGGGGAUUCAAUUCCCUUGGCUCCCAGACGGCAGAUGAAUACGAGCUCGCGCCACUUUCAGUAAGAUUCCAAGCGGUGGAAACCUUGAAAGUAGCGACGAUGUUUCCUCCUCUUUCGCUUGUUGCGCUGUUCCUCGCCAUUGCAAGCACGCUUGUCUCGGGCGUUUCCUCCUCCAAACGUGCCGACACGUCAAAAAUCAUCUACCCCCAAAGCGGCGAUGGGAUAACCACCGGGAUUGACCUCGACAUUCGCUGGCAGUCUGCCUCUUCCGAAGACUCAGUCAGUAUCGAUCUUCGAAAAGGGCACCCGCAUAAUCUCACCAUGGUUCAUACAAUUACCAGUAAUACUCCCAAUAACGGCUCUUACUUCUGGCGAAGUCGUGAUGACAAAUUCCUUCGUGCUCUUUCUGCCAAAACGUUGCCGAAUGCGCCCAGCAGCGGCUGUGAUUAUCUAAUUGCCGUCCGCGAAGGGCAGCCUACUGUUUAUUCUGAUUAUUUUACAAUCUUGAAUCUGAAUGACGAUGGCCUGAAUCCGAACAUUCCCUGUCCUGGUAAACCUCCUCCAAACAAUGGGGGAGGUGGUGGAGGCGCUGGUAAUGGUGGUGAUGGGAAUAGUGGUGGAGGUCCGGGAAGCCAAAACAACCCUGGUGACGGUGUGAAAGGGUCCAAAUCCAAUGAUGGACGAGGUGUCACCACCGAUAUGCUUGGAGGUGCAGUUGGUGGAGCGGCCGUCGGCCUCCUGGUGAUCUUUGCAACUGUCCUUCUGUUUGGCCGACAAAGGAGCUGGUUUAUCAAUGAAGGGGAAAUUCAGCGACUGGUCGAGCAGAAAUUUUUGGAGCUUAAGCCAGUACUGGGUCCUAUUCAGCCUCCCCCAGCGCCACAUCUAGCUGGGCCUUACGAAUUUAGUGGUGAGCCUCAUGCUCACCAAUUGCCGGCAACACCUGCAGAAAAAUAA